AUGAUAAUAAUAAAUAUUCGAGGUCCAACGGCUCUACAACCCAACGAAGUGGUACGAAGUGUACGCUGUACGCUGAGAGGUUACGAAGGUGAUUUGCAACAAUUGCAGCGGAAUUUCAAAAAUUCCGAAUUGCAGUUGGAAGAACUGAGUAGACGUUACGAGAACGUUGAGGAUAUGCGAAAACGUCUCGAGAAGCAGCUGGCGGACACGAAAAAAGAGCUGCUGAUCAGUGAAAAUUCUUUGGACGAUGCAAACCGUGAGGUGAAUCGUUUAGAAGACAAAUUGAGCGUGUCGGAAUCGGAGAACGCGUUCGCUGAGGGGGUACGGAGCAAAUUGGAGGACGAGAUUAGACGAUUGAAAAUAACGUUGGAGCAAGCGGAUAUAGCGGGAUUACGGAAGGCUUUAGAGGAUUGUGAAGCUGAGAAGAAAUUAGUUGAGGAGGAUUACAAGAUU
Messenger RNA from Anisakis simplex (herring worm), 453 nucleotides. NCBI's taxonomy places the organism in Eukaryota, Metazoa, Nematoda, Chromadorea, Rhabditida, Anisakidae. The record is from the annotation of a GenBank genome assembly.